Molecule: messenger RNA, 11004 nt
Organism: Bemisia tabaci
Lineage: Eukaryota; Metazoa; Arthropoda; Insecta; Hemiptera; Aleyrodidae
Source: RefSeq, a predicted model, not a curated record
AUAAAUAUCUAAAUUGUGUGUAAAUUUUAUUUGAUACCCUCGAGAACCUCAGAACUUCACAAUGGCGGCCUUCGUAGCGAAACAGAUGGUUGGCAACAAACUAAAUGCAGUUAAAGGUGCCGUGGGCGGCGAUGGAGGAGACGACGAAGGGGACAAAGAGAAAGAGGAGGAGGCCGAAAGAGAGCGGCAGGAGGCCAUCCGAGAGGCCGAGGAAAGGCGGAAGGAGAAGCACCGGAAAAUGGAGGAAGAGAGAGAAAAGAUGAGACAGGAAAUCAGAGAUAAGUACAAUAUAAAGAAAAAAGAAGAAAUUCAGGAACCUCAGCCGGAGGAGCCUGAUAAUCCUUUGAUGAGGAAAAAGAAGACGCCCGAGGAACUCGCACGAGAAGCUGAAGAAGCAGACCAAGAUGAAUUAACAAAACUGAAGAAUACGAUAGAGACCCAAGUGAAUGAAAUUAAAUCGCAGAUCGAGAGUAAAUGUACACUGCAAUGAGUUUUUGGUUGGCGAUAAUUCAUCAAUAGCCUCCUCACGCGAGCAGCAAGCCGCAAAAGUGAUCAAACAUAUUUUAGGGCAAACUUCCCACUUUGUGUGUCAGUGAGGACAUUGAGUUAUAUAUUUUAAUGAAGACCGUUUAGAUGUAUUUAGUACAAUUAUAAAGUCAUUUGUUCAUUGAAAAACGUUAUUUGUUCCGCGCCUUGAAUUGGACGCAUUUAUACUAAAAGGAACCAUGUUCUACGCAAACCUUAUGCACAUAGUUCCUUUUAGCAUAAAAACGUACAAUUGUUUUUAUGUUCUUUUUUAGCACAUGAUAAAUUUGAUAAAAUUGAGUUUUUUCCAAGCUUUAAUUUCUAUUAAUUUUCGUCAAAUCGCCGUACAAUUGAAUGGUUAUUUAUUCCUUGAUUUUUUUUCGUGGUUACUUUCAUUUGUGGUUUUCACUCCUUAGCUUCUUCGUUUUUUUUUAAACAAUUUUUUUUCGAAAUACAAUUAUUUGUUUCUGAUUGAAAUCCCUGUUUUUUUAAAGUUAAAACUUUCCCUCAUAAACUGUUAUUGGUAUGUUAUUGAAUAUUGAGGCAUUUCAUUAUCCAUUCCCUUUUUAAUUUAAUUUUAUCAAAGCAUUCCUGUGCGCCCAACACUGUUCACUGAUCAAAUUUGUUAAUUACCGAAUUAAAUACCAAUUAUAAAAGUUUUUUUUCCAUGUACAUAGAUUCAAAGGCAAUGUUAUUUAAUUUAUCAGAAAAUUUUGUAGAAAAAUUAAAGAUUAAGUGAAAGAAAACGAUCGUUUAAACCACGUGCCAUUAUUGGUACGGAAUGAAACGAUCUAUGCAAUGAUUUCAAUUAUCUUCAAAAAUAUGAGAUCGAUCUCCAAUCCUCGAGCACGGUUUAGCACUGUGAUUAAAACCAAUAAUCAAAAUUACAUUCGCUUGUCCGCUUAAGUAUGAGUUUCUGAUGGACUUUUGAGAACGUAAAUUAUAUUUCAAAUAAAUGACUUUCGUAACGAAGCUUUUUAUACUUGCUCUAUGCACCACUUGAAAUAUCUUCCUCCUUGCUCAAGAACGAAAUCGCCCGAGCAUUUUAAAAUCUUAAUUAGUGGGCAGAAUUUAGAUACAUAGUGGACACCCUGAAGUACAAAUUGUCAUGAUCAGGAAUUCGUUUAGUUGGAACGCAUACAAAACUUGUAUUUAUUUUAAAGAAUGUCAAACAGUGACAAUUUUCGUGUUGCGAAAGUUCCACGGAAAACUAUGCUGUGCAAAGUCGAAUCUUACUGAUUUAAAUCCCAGCUCCUUUUAAUUUGUAAUUUUUCAAAUCUUGGUCCCCCAAAACUGUUGUGAGUCUCACAAAAAUUCAAAAGGAAUCCUAUUCUCACCAGCAGGAAGGUAUUUUCUGAGGUUAAGGUUCCAGAUACCUUCUCUAAGAGUGCAAUGAAAAUAUUUUCUCUAUGAUGAUACCCAGUGCUCAAAUGAGUUUAUAAAUAUUUUGUUAAUUGUCAAUCAAAUGUGAAGUACGAAGCCAAAUAGCAACUAAUACGAUCCAUCAGGGUUAAAAAUGAUGUUCUGAUUUUUGAAGGGCUCUUUGGGUGACAAUCGAUCGGUUUGUGAGCGAUGAGUUUGAUAUUACUUGUAGUCCGUCUGUCUGCCUCUCUGUCAAUGAUUGACCUAAUUUUUUUCCUGAGAAGUCUCAUUAAAAUCACCUGAUUUUGAACGUGAAUCUCAACUGAGUUCAACGAACAAUAAAUACUACAGCUGCAGCCGUGUGACAGCAAGUGAUCAUCAAAAUCUCAAUCGUCUCACCGCUGAUCAAUAGAUUGAUUGAAUGGUUUAUACUUGGAAAUGAAUGAUUUGAGGCGUGUCAACAGUUGUGAGGUGCGCAGAAGCCAUGAGAUAUUUCUUUUUGAUUCUAAAUACCCUCCAGUUUGUUGAUUUCAAAAUCAUUAUUUUGCAUUCGUGUAGCGACUAUAUUUAGAGACUGCAGUGUGAAAAUGCUUUGUAAAACUUAAGACUAAAAAGGAGGAAAUUCAAAGUUAAUUUUAUCUGAAGAUGUAGUUCUAGGUGUGUAAAUUCACUAAUACCCAACAAAUAACUUGUUAAUGUAAACACGUUGUCAUGUACAUUGAUUUGUUUUAAACUCGUUUUAAAUCGUUUCUAAAUUUUACGUAUUUUAAAGCUCCCAAAUGCAUUGUUGCUUAGAUUAUUUAGUUUAUUGAAAGCAUUAAAACUAUUGCAACAUAUUUUUCAGAUAUUAUAUUUACUAUUUAACGUACUAUACUAUAAUUGCAAUUUGUGUAUCAUAGAACUUGCACUGCACCCGAUAUUGUUAGCUAUUUUGUAGGUAGUUAUAUCGACUAAUUAUUUUACUAUCUGCAUUGUUAGUUGCGUUUUAAAGUCUUAUUUAUUUUUCUUUUUUAUUAUUGUACAUAUUUUGAAGUCUGAAUGCCUUCGAUUUUUAAGAUACCAAGAUAUUUGAGGUAAUGAAAAGUUAAGAAGUUUGCCCAGACAAAUUAAGUACUCAUGUUGAUGCGAUACAUAAUUUAUGUGGGAUUCCGUAUCGAUUCAAGUUGCACAUGAUGGGGUCUUGUUCUAUAAUUUGCAAUAGGAUGUAAUUAAUUGUGAUUAUACUUCUAUGUUCUUUUCAUGAAUUUCCCCUAAUUAUUAUCAGAAUCCCAGAGAGAGCAAAUAUCAAACGUGACUUUCGAGAGUAUUAGAGCGUGUGUACCUUAGAGUACCUUAGACGUCAUAAAACCUACUCAACCUAUGUAAAACCAUUACGUGAAAGGCUAUAGAUGUACGCAAGUCGCUGUUCUUGAGUGUGAUAAUUAUUUACAACAUUCAAUCGACACGCUAAAAUAUUACACGCUUUCCUCUGAUAAAACUGUCGAAUGUUGGCAAGUUUCUUUAUAUUUCCAAUUAAAAACAAGGACAGUGAUGAGAAUUAUGAAAUACACUUCCAAAUUAAAUGCUUUCAACUCGAAUAAGGACGAGUCUAAAAUGGACUGCAUUUUGCAAUUCGGAACUAUAAUUUCUGGCUCUUCUGGAAAAACACUUAUGUGCAUAGGGAAACUAAUGGCAUACGUUGUUUUUAAACCGGGCUAGUUUUUAUAGUUCCAAAUUGCAAAAUGCAGUCCAAAUUUGACCGUCACAUAACACCGUGCACAGGAAUAACGCCGUGUAAUCAUAUCAAUGUUCUCACAUUUGCAGUAAAGAUAAAUAUAUGUAUUUUUUGAGGAAAGCCAUUUGUGUUUUCCUUUAAAUUUUAAGAUAAUUUAGAGCAAAUUGCGAAUAUAAUUCUGUAAAAAAUUUGAAGAAAAAUAUUCGCAGGUUUCCUGGAAAAUUUAUCUACUAUCAAGGAAAAUUUGGCAACGCAUGAAGGUUCAUACGGCGUUUUUCCUGAGCACGCAGUAUUGCCCUUACAUAAGAGGAGAAAUAACUUUAAAUACGAUAUUUUCCAAACCAUAAAUUAAUGAAGGAAGUAAAUAUCACCCAUACCUUUGUCUAUUUCGACAACAAAUUUACUCUGCCCAUCGGUAAUUCAAAAACAAAGCCUCUUUUCCUUCAAAUUCUUGGAUUGGUGUCCUUCAAAUUUUUCAAUGCAGGUGCUCACUGCCAGUGGCGAGGCGUCAAUGAUCGAUAAUCGAUAUUUCUCCAUUUAAAGCUAUGGUAAAGAAUCGAUUGUUAAGGUGUUCGCUGCGAACACCCUAAUUAUCGAUCUUUUUCCAUAGGUUCAAAUGGCCGAUGAAUCGAUGUAUCGCAAAGCACGCCACGUCACUGCUCACUGCCUUUUAGAAUCACGGUUUGGCGUUCUUUGUGGGAGCGUGUAAGGAAAAAAUCUCAUUCCAAAUCCUCUGAAAAUGGACGGUAAAUAUGUAGGCUUCAGAUCUUUUUUUAGAAGUUAGAUUCAGAUAGAAAUUAUGAUACAUCCGACAUAUUUUUUUUAGUGUGUAUAAUGCUCAAAUAGUGUAAUUGAAAAUGAUAAGUAGAGAUUUACUUAAUUGCUCCUUUUCAGUGGCGUGGCUUGAAUGAUCGAUUAUCGAUAUUUCCCCAUUUGAAUCCGUGGUAAAGAAUCGAUUGUUUAGGUGUUCGCUGGGAACACCCUGUUAAUCGAUCCUUUUCCAUAGGUUUUAAUGACGGAUCAAUCGAUAUAUCGCAAGGCACGCCACGCUACUGAUCCUUUUUUGGAUACCUAAUUGUUCAAGUGCAAUGGCUCACUCACCCGUGAAGGCUUCAAAUGCUCUCGGUGCUUAUCAACCGGAAUCAACAUAACUUCUCCAGAUGUUCCCUAAUUGGACUACAAUUUGCAAUAUAAGGAGCCACCAUUCAUAAAAACACCUAUCUGCAUAAGAAAACCAAUGGAAUAUUCGUUGUUUCUAAAAUCAGCCAGAAAUAGCGGUUCCUUAUUGCAAAAAGAAGUUCAAUUUAUUCUCUUGUUUUUUUCUUGACAGUAAAGUAGACAACACUCUGACUUGAAAUUUUGUAUCAUCUUCUUAAUAUGAAGAAAAUUCAUUGAUGGUUUCGAGGUGGUAUGUUGAUUGAUUUUCUGUUGAAAAAUGUAAUGCGAGAAUAAAUCAGGCAAAGUGAAAUUCAAGCAAACUGACCACACUUUUGUGACGGCAGCGUCAUUUCUAUGGGAAGUACAGACAUUUUUCCUCCUUUUGACAAAACAAGAACUGACGUCAAUAAUUUUAAUAAGCCGUUUAAAAUUAGGUAAAUAUUUCCAGAAGUCAGUCACACUGCCUCCUAAAAAUUUAUGUAAAUCUUAAAAAGUUGUUCAGAGGUAUGUGUCAGUGAGAACUAAACUGUUCGCUCAUUUCAACUACACGUGGCAAUAAAUUCUGGAUAGCACAGCAUGCAUUCCAUAUUAAGUUUUGCUUGCUUUUUGCCUACAUUAAAAGGACUACAUUCUCCAAUUAGGAACUAUAAUUUCUGGCUCAGUUGAAAAACAACGCAUGAACCAUUAGUUUCUCUAUGCAAAUGGGUUUUUUUUUAUAGAUGGGCCAUAAAUUAUAGUUCAGAAUAGAAAAAUGUGGUCCAAAUAGCUCGUGUCAUCUGAUAGAACUCUUCUGGUUCUCGUCGUGAAAUCGAAAUGUUAGAUACGCUCUCUCUCUCGUCCUCAAAGACUAAAAUAUGCCCAGCCAGCAAACGAAGCCUUCACAACUGCUUUUUAUUUUCAUCCCAAAUCCUCUUCAUUCGCUUGUAUCAGGUUGUGCGUGUAUUCCAUUUUUUACCCGAAUGUAGCAAUCCAUGAAGAAACAAAAUAUGCUGGAAACGAGUUCUUAAAUUCACCAGACAUCAAUCUUCACCGCACUGGAAAAAAAAUUCGCUUGGAUCUAGUGUCCAGACUCUUAGUAAUAUUGACAAGAAAAAUACUCCUGAUUCAAUCCGACUUUUCCUUGAAUCGAGGAGCCGAGCUUCUUGAUUUAGGCGGAUUUCCUUUUGAUUCAAGCGAAAAUUCUGAUUAAAUGCCGCCCACUUCCGUUUUAGUGUUACGACGGAGGAAGGGCAUCACCAUCGGGUACAUUUCUUCUGAAAAAGGUAAACCGCUUGAAAACCCGAGCGUGUAACUGGUCCUGAAACCAUGUCUUAAAAAUCCAUUUCUUUUCGAAUAUUAUUUAAAUGAGGCACUCGGGUCACCCAAUGAACUCUGGUAAAUUUUGAGCUCAGAACACGAGUAAAGCUGCUCUAAAAAAUUUUUGGCUCACACGACAACAUUGCCAUUCCGGAAUGUUUUACAGUAGAUUGUUAUACCUACCUACUUUUAUGUCAUACAUCACAACUUGGAUCUAGGAGCGAUCUCUUCACUUUGCUCAAGAGAAAAGAAGUAUUUUAGUUUUAUUCUUUCAUUGCAACCUAUAACCCCUUGCCAUACCAUUUUUAGGUGAAGGUAUUUAACUACAUGGUUUAUUCUGCUUCAAUGUAUGCAUAAUGUUCUGUGCAAUGUGAGCCAGUUCUCAAACAAGUCGCUAACAUUCGUGUCCCAUUAGGCUACACGCAAUGAACAGUCAACUCAAGUGGUAAUUCGGGUCAUGCAUGAAAUACACGCACAAUGACGAAUAAAACCCUUUCAACUUUCCAAUUUGCUCCCUUGUUUUUACCUUUCAAUUUUGUUGAUUAUUAUUCACCGAGGCUCUUAUUCAUUUUGAGAGUUAGUUUGUUUUAUUUAAAUUUAAAAAGUCAAAAGAAUUGUGAUAUCAAACACGCAUUUUUCUGUGUUUCAUCUCAAUUUUUCUAUACUUAGUGUUUUAAUUGCAUGAUAAAACUCACUGAAUGUGUAUUUAUUCAGUUGCUUAGACAAUUAGUAGCCAUACUUAUUCAAAUAGCCCUAUUUUAACAGUUGGUUCGAUUCAAUCGGAUAAUAUAUGUACAUAAAUGGAUAAAUUAGCCAUUUUUUCCUUUUUUGUCUUAACUUCAGUAUGCUGAUCGAAAUCACAAGAAAUUAAAGGCAUUUCACCGUAAUCGCAAUUAAAUUUUGUACCUCUCAAACAAAAAGUUUAGGUAUGUUUUUAAAAACAAUGCAAACUCUCUAAUUAUUUUUGUAAAUGUUUAACUUUUCAAAAUGGAGUGUUAUUGCGUUUGCAUCCCGCCAAAAUUUGUAUCCUUGAAAAGGGUGAAAAACUUCAUCACCGGUCAAAUUAUACAACGGAAAAUCGGUCGUAAUUCGCUUCGGCAAGUUUUUGUCCGUUUCGAAUUAAGUUCGUGGUUAGGAUGAGUAAAUAGGAAGGUUCCACAGGAUUCAAAUCAUAGACCCUUAGAAAUUUUUAUCAGCUCCUCUCCUUUAGAUACUGUUCUGAGACAAAAUUUCCAUGCGCAAAAUUAUCACAAAAAUCCUGUCAAAGCUUACAAUCCCUUCUGCAAGUAACGGGGUUUUCAAAACUCCCAAAUAUCCAAGUGCCUUAUUAUAAAUUUACUCACUUUCUCAAGUGAAUAAGAACUUCCCUAGUGUGGCAACUUUCUGCUGGUCGAUUUUUGCUUGCCUCUUUGUCCUGAAGAAUAAACAAAAAACAAAAAACAAAAUAAAACGUGAAUUAAACAUUAAAAGACUCAUCCUCUAGCAUGCGUGGUAAAAUAUUAAGUUCACAGAUGAUAAAAUUCAAGUUUUGAGAGUCUCCGAUCACAUGCUUAAACUAACCCUCAACCAGGAAAUCCUUGAGAAAGGAAUACAAUUCAAAGCAUUUAAAUACUUGUAAGUUCAAUGUCCCAAUUUGUUUGAUCAAGAGUGUUUAGGCCAAGCGCGUGUCAAAUAACUUUUAUGUGAUCAAGAGAAUGUAAUGUAUUCAUAAACGAUUUCACACUCAAAUGUACUCUCAUAUUAUGAAUGUACCGUUUCUGAUGUGUCCUCAACUCCUCCCUACGUACCUGCACCUUUUAAUAUGUCUUUUAAUCUUCUUGUCUCUCUCUUCUCUGUUUUAGCCUCUCACUUGUUUUAUCAAAACUCAUAUUGUCCCUAAAAGCUCAGCGAGAUAUUGUAAUUCAUCAAUUGUUACCUAUGAAAAGUAAUUGAAUAAUUGCAUCUUCAUCUUUCGAGAAUCAGUUUCAACAUGAACCAUCGUUGAGAACAAUUAUUAAGUACACCACCAAGUGUGCGAAAUUCCAAGUCAAAGUUUCUCACACUUUUUGCUCAGUUUUUCAAAAAUGGUCAGGAUUUCCUGUUUUCGACGGUUUGAUACCGUGGCUUUCUUCUCAAGAAAAUUUUCUCACGCUGUCUCACCUAUAAAAGAUGCAGGAAAAAUUGGACACAUACACACUCGCAAAUACCUACACGUAAACUUUAGAUACAAAGCAACAACAUGAAUUGUAAAUGAGUAUGCUGUGUCUCUAUUAUUGUCUCGUGAGCUUCGAAAUAGUUCUUAUAAAGUUUUUCUAGGUAAGGAGGUGUUAUCAUUACAGAUUUUCAGUAUUUAAAUCAUUCAAAGAUCAACAGAAAUCUGUCAAUUCCUCAUUUAUUAAAUAUCAGCAUCUCCAUAAACUCACACAUUGAAUCAAUGAACUCUCUUCCGUUCGGUAACCUUUCAAGAAUCAAUAUUGAAUUCGUCGUAUUCGGAAGUAGUUUCGAUGAAUCGUAAAAAUUUAAUUUCCCCUCUGUGAAAUCUUGAGUGAAAAAAGGAAAUUCAUUUGCGAUUGAAGAAAGUAUCCUGAGUACGAAAAAAGAAAAGGCGUUAAAGUAUUAAAUGCAGGUGGUUCAUUCUUUGAUAUUUUCUCAUGAAAGUUUGCUGGAGCAAGUUACCUGAUAAUUUAAAGCAAUACAUUUUUCCUGUCAAUAUACCUAGGUAAAUGUCAUCAUAAAACGAGUUAAAUCUGAUCUCUUUCUUCUUCUCUUCUUCUCUUCUUCUCUUCUCCUCUUCUCCUCUUCUCCUCUUCUCCUCUUCUUCUCUUCUUCUCUUCUUCUCUUCUCCUCUUCUCCUCUUCUUCUCUUCUUCUCUUCUUCUCUUCUCCUCUUCUUCUCCUCUUCUCUUCUCCUCUUCUUUUUCCCUCUCAUGUCACCUUUUCAUCACCAUCCUUCUCGAACUUUCCCUAAUUUUUCAUGUCUAUCGCAAAAUAUUACAAACCCCUCGCCUAUGUCUGUUCUCUUCUCUCUUCAUAUUCCUUCUCUUCGGCAUCUAUCGCGUCUUCCCUGCUAUCUAUUUCAACGAGACGUUUAUAUUUUCAAUCUUUCUAUGUACAUCUGUGCUUUUUUUCAGAAUUCAGUGUCUAUCUCCUAUUUCACCUGUUGGGUAAGAUGGUUUUACCAUCAAUAUUUUUCAAAACUUAGCCCCGAUAGGUACACGGGUCUAUUCUUUUAAUAUGUUGAUGCUCCAUCUAUGAGCUUUCUAACAGACUUGUUCCUUCCCCUAUUCGUCCAAUACAUCCUCUUCUUUUCUGUGCCCCUCUUAUCCACCUCUCUUUUUCCUUCUUUUCAUCAUCUCGAUUGUCCUUUCUGUUUUUUUUUACUCCUCGGAUUACCACCUCCGCUGCUUCCUAUACAUUCUAUCGCCAGUAUCUCCUCUAUCAAUCUUUUCUCUUAAGCGUCUUCUGACUCAGUCUUUUCACCCAUCUCAUCACAUCUUUUUCACCCAGUCACAACUGCCAUGGUGGGGAAAAAGGGUAAAUGAACUUUUGGGCGUUGCCAAAUGUCUCUCAAUAAAAUUCUAAUUUUCUAAAAAAUUUUGACCCUCGAGUUUUCCAGAGACUUUCCUUUGGAACGUACUUCGGUGUUCGUGAAGUUAUCGAGGGAAAAUAUUCAUAUUUACACCCAAAGAUAGAUGUUUUAUUGAGAAAAAUUUGGCAAUUUUGAAUGUUCAUAUUGCGUUUUUUCUCAGCAUGUCAGCCAAGCAAUAGGAUCGACACUAUCCAACGGAUAAAGUGCGUUUCAUUACGUAAAAUCGUAUUUUCGUUCGUGUUCAAGAUAAGCACUUCUCACCUGUGGUCAAAGUAAAUUCCUCUCUUCCCAACAAUAGAGCUCUGGUUUAUCCUUCAUUUCAUAUCGACACCACGGUAAUGUUUCCAAGUAUAAACCUCUAUUACAUACGUCUUGCAGAGAGAUAUUAUUUUUAAACUUCAUCUGAGCUAUAGUCUGUAAAUCCUUCUGGCCGUUUCACCAGUUGCUUUCGUUUCUUCCUGUGAGUUAAUAUUUACACUCAAAAGCGUGGAAAAACUCGCACUGUUAAAAAUCUGCGAAUGAAUUUGGGAGUGUAAUCUACUCCAGUCUUACUUUCCCUCCCAGAAAACCCGGAUGGUGUAAAUGCAUCUGGUGAGGUAAGCCCCUCUUAAAUUUAUAGUCCGGGUAAUUAAUGAAGUAACGACAAACGAGCUAGUGAAAAUAUCUACAUUCGUGAAAUGUUUGCCUAUCUUUUGAAUAACUGUUAACUGACAAAUUUUGCUCACUCUCAUGCUUAGCUCAUUUUUUUUUCCUUUUCAAAUUGCAACCGGUUGGAAAAUACCGCUUUACACUAACCGGAUGGAAUUGUUUGUACAGUGUUUUGCAACAUUUCGCAGUCAUAAUUUUACAAUAAUCCAGCUUAUACGCGAGGGGAUCGAUCAAAAGUAAAAGCCAAAAUUAUUUCUAUGAAUUUAAUCGGUUUGCAUGAACCUCAAACUAACAUAAAACCUUAACAGCAUUUCAAAUUCGAUUUUUCUUUAAAAAAAUAAGAAAGAACACUCAAUCUUUUCCUUUUUUUCUCUUUGCAUAACUUUUACGUGCUCUAUUACCUGCUGUUCUGAUUCCAAUGCCCCGUGAAAAAACAUUAUUUUUAACACAGAAAUAGUUUUAACAUUGAAUAGUAAGUAGGGGUUUUGAAAGUUAGAAGUUUUAUUUCAAAAACCAUCCUCAUACCGGAAAGGAAAAUGUAUAAUUACCAAAAAUUAGGGAAAAUGUGUACUUAUUAUGUGGUUUGUAACUAGUUGUAGAUUUACCUUUCUAGUUGCGCAAUAACUUAACUUGUAGGUACAUUGAAAGUAUUUGAAUGCAUACAAAUUUAUAAAACGAUUUUUAGAAGAACCUGUUGGUAUAUUUAAAUAAACAUUAUUGUUGAGUAUUUUCAA